GUGUGAAGUGUUAACUGUGCUUUGUUGUGAUUUUGGUUUGAUGUGGUUUAGGACGCGGAGGAUCUGCAGGAAACAACUUCAGGCCAAAUUCAAGGGUAUAAGAACCUGUACAUCAUUCUGUCACCGGAAUCAGAGGGUGAUCUGAAUCGAUUGGCAUCUGCUAGUUUUGGUGACAUGGUCAGGGCCACUGUCAAGAAGGGUAAGACCGAAUAUUGAAUGAAUGAUUAUUGAUAAUGAGCAUUAGAAUUUCUUGUCUUUUCUACCUAAAAAUUGAAAUCCAGUUGUAAUGAAUGGUAUGACAGACUAUUGAUGAAACAAAAGAAUAACAUUGAUUGAGCAAGAACAAAAAAAGAAUGAAGACAUUUGCCAACCUGAUUAGCAUGUGAUUGUUAGAACAAAGGUGACAAACUUGUUCCAUAACCCCAUGUGACCUCACUUUCUUGGUUCAAUUUCCAUAUGCAAAGAGCUACAUAAGCCCAAUCAAUCUUCAUCUAUUUGUGUCUUUCGCCAUCAGUCCACUAUUAUUGCCAAAAUGGGCAGAAAUCUAUGCCUCUUCUUUUGUUUCUUGUGUUUCUAUGUGACUCUAACAGUAGCAGAGUCGGAGUGGAACAUUUUAAACCAGAGAACCAAGAAUGGGAUGAAGAUCAGCUUGAAGAAUUACUGUGAGAGCUGGAGGAUGAAUGUUGAGCUGCACAACAUUAGAGAGUUUCAGGUGGUGCCUGAAGAGUGCAUUGCAUAUGUUGGGAAAUAUGUUACUUCGAGUCAGUACAAGGUGGAUUCAGAAAGGGCUAUUGAGGAGUGCAUUGUGUAUCUAAGCACUAGCUGUAAUUUGAAGAAAGACGGCAGAGAUGCAUGGAUUUUUGACGUUGACGAUACACUGCUCUCUACUGUGCCUUACUACAAGGGACACCAUUUCGGGGGUGAGAAUAUGAACCUGACUGCUUUGGAGGAUUGGAUGAGCCAAGGGAAGGCACCUGCUUUGGAGCACUCGCUCAAACUCUUCAAUGAGAUCAAAGCCAGAGGGCUGCAUAUAAUUCUGGUUUCUUCAAGGAGGGAGCAUCUCAGAGAAGCUACAAUAACCAACCUUCUACAUGUUGGUUUUUCUGGGUGGAGAAGUCUCAUUUUAAGGUCAGUUCUUCUCCUAUUCAAUUGUAAAGGUGCAAUAUAUAGAGUAAAGUUGUGCUUGAUUGCUAUUGGGUACAGGGAUCCUCAUGAUGAACUGAAGGGAGUGCAAGAUUACAAGGCAGAUGUGAGGAAACAAUUGAUGGGCGACGGAUAUAGAAUUUGGGGAAUAUUGGGAGACCAAUAUAGCAGCAUUGAAGGACUUCCAAGAGCUAAGAGGACAUUCAAACUUCCUAACCCAUUAUACUAUGUCUCUUGAAGAAUCUUCC
Molecule: messenger RNA, 1391 nt
Organism: Argentina anserina (silverweed cinquefoil)
Lineage: Eukaryota; Viridiplantae; Streptophyta; Magnoliopsida; Rosales; Rosaceae
Product: acid phosphatase 1-like
Exons: 2
Coding region: 533-1381 (282 amino acids)
Molecular function (GO): acid phosphatase activity
Source: RefSeq, a predicted model, not a curated record